Macrosiphum euphorbiae (potato aphid) is the source of this 1710-nucleotide messenger RNA. The record is from the annotation of a GenBank genome assembly. Lineage: Eukaryota; Metazoa; Arthropoda; Insecta; Hemiptera; Aphididae.
AUGUUGUCGAACGCCAAUCGUUUCUCAUCGGCCACGCUCAAAGGAUUCCAAAGCUUAUGUUGCCGAAGCAUUGGAUCCCUUUCACUGCCUAAAAUUAAAGACUUCACUGUAGAAAACGAACCACUUUUAGAAUACUUGCCUGGAAGCAAAGAACGCAAAGAAAUCGAAGCAGAAUUAAAACGUCUGUCUAAUAAUGUGGAAGAUGUACCUAUUAUCAUUGGCAAUGAAAAAUUUAAGACAAAAGAUGUUAGAUAUCAAGUUAUGCCACACAACCACAGCAAGAAAAUCGCAAAAUUUUACUAUGCAUCAUCAGAUUUAGUAGCAAAAGCAAUUAAAGUUGCUACUGAAGCUCAGACAAAAUGGGAUAAUGUGCCUUUGGAAGAAAAAAUAAGAAUUUGGCUUAAGGCUGCUGACUUGAUGGCGACAAAAUAUAGAAUGAAAUUGAAUGCAGCUACUAUGCUUGGUCAGUCAAAAACAGUUAUACAAGCUGAAAUUGAUGCAUCUGCUGAAUUAAUAGAUUUUAUCAAGUUAAAUGCAUUUUUUGCUAAAGAAUUGACAAAAUAUCAACCAAUUAGUGAAGAUAAAAAUGUCACAUUAAAUAGUUUGCGUUAUAGAGGCCUUGAUGGAUUUGUUGCUGCCGUGUCUCCUUUUAAUUUUACUGCAAUUGGCGGGAAUUUAGCAUACACUCCUGCUUUAAUGGGAUGUUCUGUUUUAUGGAAACCUUCAGAUACAGCUUUGUUAUCAAAUUGGGUUAUUUACGAAAUCAUGACUGAAGCAGGAGUUCCACCAGGUGUAGUUAAUUUUAUCCCAGCAGAUGGUCCUGUAUUUGGUGAUACUAUUACUGCAUCUCCACAUUUAUCGGGUAUCAACUUUACUGGAUCUGUUCCGACAUUUAAUCGACUAUGGACCCAAGUUGGAAAAAAUAUUAAUAGCUAUGUUAACUUUCCAAGAUUGAUUGGAGAAUGUGGAGGUAAGAAUUAUCAUUUUGUACAUCCGACAGCUGAUGUGACAUCUGUUGUUACCGGCUCUAUUCGAUCUUCAUUCGAAUAUUGUGGUCAGAAGUGUUCCGCCUGUUCCAGACUAUACGUUCCUCAAUCUUUAUGGCCUAAAAUUAAAGAAGGACUACUGGAACUCCGUAAUAAGUUGAAGAUUGGGGAUGUUAAUGAAUUUGAUUCAUUUGCUUCAGCAGUUAUUGAUGACAAAGCGUUUAAUCGUAUUGCUGGAUAUAUUGAACAUGCGAAGAAGUCUCCCAAUUUGGAAAUAAUUGGUGGAGGACAGUAUGAUAACAGUAAAGGAUAUUUUAUACAGCCAACUAUAGUUGAGACUAAGGAUCCUUUAGAUAAAAUUAUGACUGAAGAAAUCUUUGGGCCCCUAUUGACGGUUUAUGUUUAUAAAGAUUCAGAAGUUGAUAAAACAGUGGAUCUUGUUAUUAGUUCUACACCGUAUGCAUUAACUGGAGCUGUAUUUGCUCAGGACAAGAACUUUUUAAAAAAAUCUCUUGAAACAUUAAAAUACUCAGCUGGUAAUUUCUACCUUAAUGAUAAGUCUACAGGCUCCGUAGUAGGACAACAACCAUUUGGUGGAAGCAGAAUGUCAGGUACAAAUGACAAAGCUGGUGGUCCACAUUAUGUUCUACGAUGGACGUCACCUCAAUCUGUUAAAGAAACAUUUGUUCCGUUGACUGAAUGGAAAUAUCCUUACAUGGAUUAA